UUUCCGAGUCGUGCAUCUUACGCCGUGUCACAGUUUCUGCCGCAGGCCCGCCAGUGCUAGUGCUCCGUGUUGGCCUCGUUCCAUCAUAUAAAAUUAGCGAUACCCAGUACAAUUUCCGUUAUAAGUUCGUUCUUCACUGGAUUGCCGGUGACUAGUUAUACUGUCGAAUCACCAUCACUCAACGAGUGAAGCUGUAGAAACUAGUCAAACUCACAUCCCCCUUGCGACGCCCCUCCUCGUUUUCUGGUUGAAGUGUCCGUCACGGGUGUAUGUAUAAAUCUGGCCCGUCAUGGCUCAACCAGGAGGACAUUGGCACCCCAAUCCACAGCUCAUGCACCAACAUUCUAUUCCACAGGGUUGGCAAGGCACCUGGCCCCCACCAGCCGGCGUUGCUCUUCCUCCAAACUUCCCUGGUCCACCACCUAUGCCACCUGGCGCCAACACCCACCCCCAUUGGAAGGCUGGCUUCUGGCAGUAUAACCCUGCCCAUAACAUGAAUGCAGGUCCUGGUGUUUCCCUGGGCACCCGGAAUGGGCAAGCCCGAGCUAUUGGAGGACACAGCUCACCGAAAAUGGUCUUGGUUUGGAGAACAUGGUCCGUGCGAGGUGCAACAGAUCGAGAUCGAGAAUCUACCAGAGAUGCACAAGGGGAUGCUGCGCCACAAACUCCGUGGAUAUGGAAUCCUCCGAGUCUGUUACCGACAGAUGGAGCAGACCGUGCUACCCCGACAAAGGCCUUCAGAGAUGGUCGGAGCUCGCAGGAUAGUAUUCGGAGUAAUUCGACCCCGACCAGUUAUGGGCCCCCACAACAAAGAGGUUCACAGGAUAGCCAUAACGCUACAAGCACGGGCACACCUGUACGAGACUAUUUUUAUAGUCAUCCAGCCUCAAGACAUGGUUCUCUAGACAGCCUCAGCUCCCGCUCACAGGGGCUGAGCCAACAUUCCAUCUCUUCGGCAACUCCGCCACCACCAUCACUCGCACGGUCGUAUAGGUUCGAUUUAUUCAAAUCGGACAUCAUCCGGACCGCAAUAUGUGCCCCCCUUUCCAGCACCGCCAUCUUCAUCUUCGUCUACAUCAACGGCUAUGUCGUCAUUGGCAACUCGCUCACAACAGCCUCUUCAUGCGCCCAUGUUCACGAGAGAGCCAGAGUCAUUUACGACCAGACCAGACCUUCAAACGACAUCCUCAUCCAAUGUUGUGCGGACCCCCUACACACUAUCAAGUGACACGCAGACAUACGGAUGAAGCUCUCGACCAUCCGUCACGCUCGUUUUCAGCGCCUAGCGCGAGCGCGAACACUUCAGCGUCUGCUUCCCGUGGGCUUUCAGUGCCGGAAACCCGUUUCGCGGCAUCAUUCACUCCCAACCACGUCCUCACCGUCCUCUAUUGGUUCGC
Messenger RNA from Suillus subalutaceus, 1397 nucleotides. RefSeq lists its product as uncharacterized. Bases 290 to 1228 code for a protein of 312 amino acids. The record is from RefSeq and is a predicted model, not a curated record. The transcript is spliced from 4 exons. NCBI's taxonomy places the organism in Eukaryota, Fungi, Basidiomycota, Agaricomycetes, Boletales, Suillaceae.